This is a messenger RNA of Beauveria bassiana ARSEF 2860, 2496 nucleotides long. RefSeq names its product subunit of VP52-54 complex. Gene Ontology annotation, cellular component: GARP complex. Gene Ontology annotation, biological process: retrograde transport, endosome to Golgi. Bases 1 to 2496 code for a protein of 831 amino acids. NCBI's taxonomy places the organism in Eukaryota, Fungi, Ascomycota, Sordariomycetes, Hypocreales, Cordycipitaceae. The transcript has 3 exons. The record is from RefSeq and is a predicted model, not a curated record.
AUGAGCGCGGCCCUGACGAAUCCAUCGUCACUUGACACGGUCGACUAUGACCCCAUAGACCACCUCAACCUACUUUUUGCGAACCCGGCCUCAGUAUCGUCUCUCAACCGCGUAUCCCAGACGCUCCAAUCGCGGCAGAAUGAAUUGGACGACGAAAUCAGUGCCCUCGAGUCGGCGCAGGCCUACAAACCCAACUCGAGCCUAGAACGCAUGCAGUCAGCUCAGACGGAGCUGGCGCAGCUCUUUCGCAAGAUUGAAACCGUGCGGUCCCGCGCCAUCGAGACGGAAGAAAAUAUAACAUCCAUGACGGCCGACAUAAAGCGGCUCGACGGGACGAAGAAGAACCUCACGCUUAGUAUGACGGCCUUGAAGCGUCUACAGAUGCUGACAACUGCCUACGAGCAACUGCGCGGGCUUGCCAAGACGCGGCAGUACCGUGAUUGCGCAGGCCUGCUGCAAGCGGUGCUACAGCUCAUGAAGCACUUCAAUAGCUAUCGCAGCAUUGAGCAAAUUGCCACGCUGAGUCGCGAGGUUUCGGAGCUCCAGCGCGAACUGCUGGAACAGGUGUGCGAAGAUUUUGAAAUGGCAUUUGCCAAGGGCGAGGUCUCUGCUAAGCGCGGCAUGCUUAUUGAAGCAUGCUUUGUCAUGGACGCUCUUGGAGACUCGGCAAAAUCGAGGUUGAUAACGUGGUACGUCAACACGGAGCUGCGUGAAUACCGCCAGGUGUUUCGCGGCAACGACGAGGCUGGCAGCCUGGACAACAUCGGUCGCCGGUACGCUUGGUUCAAGCGUACAAUGAAGACGCAUGAAGAUGAGCAUGCGGUCAUUUUCCCGGCGCAUUGGCACGUCAGUGAGGUUUUGGCAACGACAUUCUGCGACGGCACCAGGGACGACUUCAAGGGCAUCCUGGAGCGCAGCAUGCGUCGUACAGACGGAGCAAAGGUCGAUGUGAAUCUGCUCUUGUCUUGUCUGCAGGAGACGCUUGACUUUGAGCAGAGCCUCGAAAAGCGCUUUUCGAAUGAGCCACGAGCGAGCAUCGACACACUGAGUUCUGUCGAGGGAAAGACGUAUGCUUUCAACGGCCUUAUUUCGGUUGCCUUUGAGCCAUACCUCAGCUUAUGGGUCGACUCACAAGACAAGCAGCUGGCCACCAUGAUGCCCAAAUACAGAAACCAACCUCUAAUACCAUCAGACGACGAAUUCUCCCCACAAGCGGUGGUGCAGUCCGCCAUUGAACUAUUUCACUUCUAUAAGCUCACUCUAUCACAAUGCGCAAAGCUGUCGACCGCUGAACGGCUGCUGGAUCUAUCAAAAAUACUGGCAAGAUAUCUCGACGAGUAUGCGCAGCAAGUUCUACUACAUAAACUACAAGCCCCUGGCCAGGCGAUGCCGACGAUGCAGGACUGCAUUCUGGUGCUGAAUACAGCCGACUUUUGGCACGCCAACACGAACCAGCUGGAAGAAAGUAUAAAAAAGCGCAUAGACCCCGAGUUGGUCGGCAAGGUCGAUCUGUCAUCGCAGUCAGACGCCUUUCUCGGUGUUGCUAGCGCGUCAGUCUUGGCCCUGGUGCAGAUUGUAGAGCAGCAUUGCGAAGGCGUCUGGCGCGAGAUGAAGAAUACAAACUGGAGCACAAUGGAGACUGCGGGUGAUCAGAGCUCAUAUGUUGGCGAGCUAGUGAAGCACGUCAACGACAAGGCGGAUGAGAUCCUGGCCAUGGUUGGCAAGCAACAGUAUGCCAGAGCCUUUUGUGAUAAUCUUGUCGAGCACUUGGCAACAAGCUACAUCAACAACAUUGUGCAGUGCCGGCCGAUAUCAGAAACCGGUGCUCAGCAGAUGCUUGUGGACAAAUAUGCGCUCACAAAGUCUUUUGGUACACUGAUUUUACAUCAUAAUCCAUCUCCGACACCCCAACCUCCUCCCGCUGGCUUCGUUAGGAGAGUAGAGCAGUCCAUGGGCCGCAUAGAUCCAUUACUCAAGACGCUGCAAAUCCGGCCCUCACCGCCCGAGGGACUCGUGCAAGCUUACCUCAUUCAUAUCGGCGACAAGUCGGACACCAACUUUCGAAAGAUUUUGGAACUCAAGGGCGUGCGCAAGCAAGACUAUGCGCACUUGAUUGAGCUCUUUGGCAUUCACCGCGAAGGCAACGCAAACGACAAGCUAGUACAAAACUCGCCACUGCUGACACCGCUGAUGAACGCAACGUCGAGCCUUGCCAGUACCACGGCUGUCGGGGGCACCAUCAACGCAGCUGCGGCGCUUACCGGAGCUGCGACCGGGGCGCGGGGCUUUGACGCCGGCUCGCUGGGUGAAAAGCUACUGAGCGCGGCCCGAGACAUUGGCACGGCGAGCACGGCAAUGCCGAGCGGCUCGGAAAAGGCAACGAUUAACGAGAACCUACGAAAUUUCGGCAAGUUUUUCAGGCGAGACAUUGGUGGGCUGGGCGCCAGGUUCGGAAAACGGGACGGCAGCCUCGGGGCCGAGGGAGAACAGCGAUGA